Messenger RNA from Pocillopora meandrina, 17480 nucleotides. The record is from the annotation of a GenBank genome assembly. Lineage: Eukaryota; Metazoa; Cnidaria; Anthozoa; Scleractinia; Pocilloporidae.
AUGGCGUCUUCGAUUACGGCUGAUUUACCGUCUCCAACCUCACCUGAUCCAUUCACUUCGGCAGCAGAGACAGCAGAGUCCUGUUCUGACGAUGAGGAGAAAAAGGAUUGUCAAACCGGAAAGGAGAGUUGCACAGUUUACUUACAUCGGCUUAGCUCCGAUCUCCCUGAUAUUCCAGACAUACCUUCCCCUUUGAUGCGACCGCCAAAAUCCGGAGUGAAAUCUGCGACGACAGAAACGAACGCUCAUUUGCCUUUGUCAGCUGCUCCUGCUCAGAGAAAUGGUACUGGUAAGUGAAACGGAUGGGGCUCCGUUUACUUGCAAGGUACAUCAGAAGAUUAACUGUACGGCCUCAAAGAUUUGCGAUCAGGAGUUUUCUUCUUCCGUUUUAUUUAAUUGCGUAACUUUUUACUACUUACACAUGUAAAUAGUGUUCAUUACUGCGAAGAUCGCUGUCAUAUUACUAUUUCUUAAUCAGCAUUGCACAUAGAUGAUUUUCAUAUAUCCACAUUCAUUUAGUUGGUAGAGCGCUUCACUGAUAAAGGUCAUAGGUUCAAAUCCCGUUCAGGCCUGAAUUUUUUUCAUUAGAGUUCAUUACUGCAAAGACCGCUUUCAUUUUUAAGAGAUAUUUUGUUGAAGGGAUUGGAGUCGGCAUAAUUAUCUCAGGCUGUUCCAAACCCAGCGAGCCAUUUCUAUUAGCAUUUUCCAAACCCUUAACACCCUAACAUCAGUAUGCAUAUUCUCCAUACUGUCUCUAUAUGCUCUUCUUAAAGUGCUGACAAUUUGAAUUUGAAUGUGCAGAUUUUUACAGUCAUUUUAAAAGUAUUUGUGAUUUCUGCUUCAUAAUCACUGUAUUGAAGAUUGAAGAAGCCUGCAUAUGCAAUUUUGUAUUUUUAUUGUCAUCAGAUACUCAAAGAACACCCAAUCCAGGUGGAGCUGAAAGUAGCAGGCCACAGGAUGGUGUUGAUAGUAUGAUCAGAAAUCAAGUUGGAAGACAAGUUGACAGACUUUUUGUAGGUUCAUGAUUCUUUUUAAACCCUUUGCAUCCAAACAUCUGUAUACAUAUUUUCCAUGAUGUUCUCUAUACAUUUCUUGACACAGAGAAUUUGUCUGAAAACCAAGAGCUUUUUGGUUAGGGAUCAUUUUGUUUACUCACAAUAUUCCUCUGUUUGAUUCAAAGGUAAUAUUUUAAUUGUAAGGAGGAGUUACUUGAUACAUGUAGUCACUCAUGAGGGUCAAGUUGUCUGAAACCUUGAAGUUACAGCUGAUUGUGUAGUCUGAUCAUCAGUGUAAGAUAAUCUUAAAAAGGGGUUUUGCUAAUAAAUCAGGGGCUGAUUUUUUGUCAUGCAAAUUACUUAGUUGAAAACCUGUGAUAUUUGGAGAACUAGAAGAACUGCUUGUGGUGGUGGUUGGGGUCUAACCGCCUUUUGACCUUCCUGCCACUCAGAAGUUUAUUUUUCUCCCCCAACCAACCCCUGUGAUGCUAAAAUGUAUCAGUACAGGACCAGCAAUGUUGGCCAACGGUUUAAUACAAUUUUUGUCUACAGUCAAGUGAAAUGAAUGAUCUUCAUGGACACUUAAUAUCUAAGGCCAGUGAGGUUGAUCAACUUAGAGUGGAUCUUGCAAAGAUGGAGGUAUUUUUACAAUUUUGUUAUUUGCAGAAAAUAAGGUUGCAAGUCCAAUCAAUCUUCUGUUAUGCUUCAUUACCUUUUUAUCCCAUAAACUGUACCUAUAUGUAACAUGUUUAGUGUGCAAAAACUGUAGGCAACACGAUUCUUGUUGUGAGAUGCAUGUGUUUUAGCUUAUGACACAUCCUUAUACAAUUGAUAUCAUUAUUGAAUUGUAGAGCACUGAAUAGGCAUACCUCUUACAAACCAAGUUUGAGGUCCAUGCAGUAAGUUAUGGACCAAUUUUUUAUGCUCGAAUUUAUGGCCCUAGCACAAAGUGUGCAGGAAAUAAAUCCAAGCAGAAAACAUAAGGUUCCACAACUUACAGAACAGACUGAGAAAGCAACUGGUUAGUAAAAUAUUUCAUACAUUUCUUGCUUCAAAGGGGGAAGAUUCUGAUUAAAACAAAUUUUUGAAUUUUUUAGGCUGCAUUUUAGUACUGUAAAUGUUAUGGCACACUCUGAUUUGCAACGCUGUUGAAAUUCCUAAAUUAUUUUUGAAUACUUCAUGAUCAUGACUUUCUUUUGCAUGCAUCAAUCAUUCAUAAGUUUAAUAAAUUUAAUAAUCUUAUGACUCCAUUUACAGCACAGAGAAAGAGAGAUUUUGUCUAGAAUUUCACGUCCAACAAAUGUGUCAGCAACUCCUCUACCUACUACUCAUUAGUAAGUACUACAACCUUUAAAGAGUUUACUGAUAUAAAAAUACGUCAAUUGACAGAAUAAAAGACUCAGAGCUAGAGGUCAUGUGUUCCAUGCCAUUCUCUUUACAUUUCCUGUGGUAGAAGGAUAAUUUUUUCAACAAACAGGAGCUUUGUGAAUUUGUCAUCUUUCCCUUUUUUUUCGUCAUGAUCUCUAUAUUUGAUUCAAAGGUGAUAUUGUAUGAAUAAAUUAGAAGCCAGUCACUCUCAGAAGUUAAAGGGUUUAAGUAGAUGUAAUUGUCCUGCUUUAAAACCCUUUAACUCCCAGAUUAAAUUUGUCAUUCUCCUUACUGUCAACCAUACAAUGCUUAUAAUGUUAGGUCAGAGAAUUUGGUGUUGGAUCAACCAAUUAUCCCCAAAUUGAUAUUUUUUUUCAUUCUCGUCACUUUUCUGGUUGAUAUUGUAUUGAUAUUGUAAGGAGAAAUUCUGGCUUGGUCACUCAUGGGAGUUAAUCUAAUAAAGAAAUGUUUUUAAUCAAUUGAUGAAUUGUUAUUUCUCAUCUAACAGCAUAUUUUUUUUUUCAUAGUUCCAGCAUCAGUUCUACUUACGGUGCACCCUUAAGAACAGGAGAGCUAGGUGGCAGUACAGUAGGGUAUCCUUCAGGUAUUCCAAACAUAGGAGCAGAGUUUGGUAUCAGACAAUCAAGUGCUCAGAUCGAUGAAUUGAAAAAGAAGCUAAAAAUGGUAAUUACUCCCAUUUGAAUGGUACAAUUAAAGCCACUUCCUUUGAUUAAAUAUUGAAUCUUUUAAACCUUUGAAAAAAAUAAAAGUUACAUGUAGAUUUGUUGUUAUUCAUUUCCGCAAUCGAAAGGCUAUGUGUAGUUUGCAUCGCAGCACAAAAGAUACCUCUAACCCUAAGGCUUGCCAAAACAGUUUCCAUGUACAUGUGUAGGUUUUGUACCAAGGGGUGAGUGAAAGUACAAAAAUUAGGAAGGGGUGGGGUGGGGGAGUGAAUAUCAAAAAGUCAGGAGAAAAUGAAUUCUGAUCAUUGGGUGUAAAAGCUUGAAAGAACUAUUUUCAACUUACUCCUUAUUUGAAAUUCAUAUUUCUCUUUUCUACUAUCUAUUACUCCAAGCUUCUUACAGGGUUCCUACAGGUCCUGAAAAUCCUAGAAUUUUAUUUCAACAUUUUCCAGGAUCUUUUAGUCCUGGAAAAAGACUACAGGUCCUGGAAAGUCCUGGAAAUCUGCUAACAGUUACUCAGUAAAGUUUCAAAAUUUACAUGAUAGGAAAUAUGUGUAGACUGUGAGGAGAAUUGAUCUUGAAAUUUUUGGAAUAGAGGGCUUUAAGGUGAAAUCUGAGCCCUUGAAAAGUCCUUGAAAUUUGUUUCUGAAAAAGGGUACAAAACCUGUUCUUACUAUUUGUGCUUUCAGUGUAACUUUCAAAUAAUUGUUUUUUACAAAAGGAGUAGCAAUGUUGGUUGGGUUAAUCUAGACCUGUAUAGCUGAAUCUGUGCCAUAUUACUUAUGGGAUUUUAUUUGCACUUUUUUUUUUUUUGUACAGACCACAGAGCUUUGCGCAAAACAAGAUACAUAUUACAGAGAGGUGAUUGUUGAACUUGAAAAUCGACUGAAGGAAACUAUUGCAGGAAGGGAUCAUGUGUUAGCACUUAGGUAAGUUCAUGUACAUGAACAGUGUAGGUUGUCGCUCAGAAUUUGCAAUUUAGCUAUGUUCUCGGAUCAAUGAAAGUUAGAUCAACUUUAAUGUAACUUUAUUUACAUCUGAUAGUACACAACUCUUACUGAAGGAGUUCUCGGCCGUAAGUUACAGACUUGUCUAAUUUUUUUUGUUCUUUUUAACUGAGCAAAAAAAAAGUUCCAUUACUUUCAGUACGAACCGAGAAAACGAGGUUAAUAAGAUAUUGAUUAUCAUAACUUUGGAUUCAAAUUGUGAGGAAAUAAUCAAUUUAAACCAACUUUUGAAUUUAGUGAGCCAUGCAGGAAAAUAAAGCGCACGAAAUCGACCAAUCAUAGCGAAUGAGCGAUAUGAUAAAUGCCGAUGUUUGUGUAUAUGCUAAAACAGAAGAUAGCGUCGAAGGCCGACGAUAUAACCCAAGUGAUUUUCCCCAAUUUUCAAACCUUACGUCCACCACGACAACUCUUCGUAUAAAUUUAAUUCAAGAUGAGAGAGCGUUUUCUGAUCGUUACAGUAGGAAGGGGAAUAUGUGUUUUUUAAUAAAGUCGAACCAGAGAACACUUAAAAAAAAAAACAUCGCACGCAGCAAACGAUAAGCUGUUCGUGAACAUUUUUUCACGUGCGUUACAAAAUAUUUGAAGGAUGAUAAACUGUGGUGGGAUGGGAUAGGAAUGGGAUGCAACAACUUUGGAGCGUAUUUCAAGUCAAAUUCAAAAAUUGUUACUCAAAUGUCUCUCGUGUCAAUACUCGCUGUGCCUCGUACCCUUGUGGGAAAGUGAGCCCAGAAUCUUCACUCCUAUACUGUAGAGCAGUUUUUUAUUGAACGUCAAAAAGCAUAGAGCGAAGGUUAACAUUAAAGCAAAGGAAAACGCGAGUGACUAAGCUGCGAUUGUUUUUAGUUUUACGUCUGAUUGGCUGAGAGGAUGGCACAGGUUUUCUUUCAUAGAUUAGUUAGGUAAACCAAAGCAAUCCCAGAUUACGUUCGACACUCAACCGAAAAUUGCCGUAUACUUGUAAUUCUUGUGUCUUCGGUAAUUACAGGGAAAGUGAGGCUUCGGGUCAGUUGCAGUUGAUUCACCAAUUGGAGGCUGGACUGAGGAAACAACAGCAGGCUAUUGAUGCAAAGGAUGAGGUACAUAAGAAUCACUUUUAAAUAGUUUCUGUCGGAAAAAAUCUCAUUGGAUUUUCUUCUCUACUCUCAUGCGCCCUCGUGCGUAAACACAAUUUUACUAGGCACUCGCACCAAGAGGGCCCGCUGAACUUUGAGAACAAAUGAAGUUGUCCUUGAUUGUUUUUUACCUUGAAUAGAAGUUUGAUGGACAUGCUUAAAAUACCUUCGUUUUCUCCGAAACAUACAUGGUCUAGUAACGGAGAAACUUGUUCUCAUAAGGAGCAAACAUGAUAUGUUUGGUAGCCAGACAUCUGAACUUUCUUUCAAAAAAAAACUUGGAUACUACGAGCUUCCCCCCCCCCCCCCCAUUGAUAUUUUUUCUUUAUUCUCCUCACUUGUCUGCUUGAUAUUUUAAAGGAUUGAACAACCGUUCAGCAAAUUUUCGCGCCAAAGUUUGAAAUUCAACGGAGUCGAUAAGAUGUUUUCAAAAAAAGUAAUUUUGCGGUAAAGACAGUUUGGUAUCUGUUUGUGUCCUAAAGCGUUUUGCGCCCCAAAAAAUACCAAGAUCAACAAUAUAGUUACGUUGCUCCAGAACAACUGUAUUAAACUUGCUUCUUUAUAUUUCAGACUUUAACUAAGAUGGAAUCUGAUAAAAGACAGCUUGAAGUCGAGCUGGCAGAUCAUAAAGUUUUCUUGGACAAAGUGAAACGAAUAUCACUGGAGGAAGAAAAGAAAAGAUUCCGCUCAGGACUAGUUACCAGUGCAUUGGAGAACAACGUGGCUAUCGGCCAGAUCGGGGAUGCUUUAGUAGAAAUCCUUCAAAAGUGUCUCUUUGAUGAUGAUAACGAGAAGAAAACGCUGCAGUCAAAGUUAGAAAGGGUAAGGGAGAUGGUACGCUCAUAUUUUACGCAACAUUAUGCUACAGCAGUGGCGGAUCAAGGCGCUCCUUAUUUUGGGUUAAAAAAAAAAAAAGAAUCGCAGAAGGAUGAAAAGCUGGCGAAGCAAGCGACAAAAAACAGCUCCCCCUCCUUAGCUCAAGGUCUAGAUCCGCCAUUGUACUGUAUGAUUAUUGACCUACCAUGGUUUUUUUAACGCUAAAGAAAAUUACUCAAUUGUAUUAAACAAUGUUAGUGAAAAUUAAUCGCUGAAUCAACGCCAAUAUCUGGGUAACUGUGCAUCUACCCAACCCCCCCUCCUUCAACCUAACAACUGUUGACUGAUAUCAAGGCGCAUUUAAGGUUUAUUAUGGAUUGGAGGUAUGGUACAUGUACAUCUAGGUACGAGGUUGCUAAGAUACUGACAUUGUUCUAAUGGGCCCGCUUUUUGUAAGUCGAGAGUCCACCACGUACGUGUUGUAAACUGCAAUUAACUGCCUAGAAAUGCUUGUUGUUCUUCACGUGCUUAAUGCCGUCUGAUAUUGUUCUUUAGCAUAAUUAUUCCACUCAAUCUCAAUAAUCUUCCCUUAGAUGGCAGAAAGUGAUUUUCUGAUAAUGUUUGUGACUGACAAACUUUGUAAUCGCUUAAUAAAAGGACAAGACAAAAGAACGCAAGAUUGUCUUAGUGAGUGGGUUACCUCAUACGAAAACUUGAAUUGUCUUUAUAUAUCAAAGAUCAACUGCAAUUAUCAAUUUGGGUUUGUGAUCUUUUGUGCGCUAAAAAAUCGUGGUAUCUCGCUCAAUCUCGUUCAAUAAGUAUGUAAUGUUUGUGUGCACUAUACAUUCCGUAGGUCGAGACAGAUCUGAGAAGCAGCAAAGAACGUAUUGAUGCUACACAAGAUGAACUGCGAAGGGAUUACAAAGCCAGGUGAGAAAGUACGGCCAGCGAUUUCUUGCAGCCAAAAAAUUUCAGCUUAAAUUUCCUGCAGAUUUUUCAAACUUCCGAGUGCUCUUUCUUCGUGUGGUGUUUUUGUAAGGUAGGUAUCCGUUGUCGAAACGGGAUGCCAUUUUGUGUUUCUUCGUCUGCUUCGUAAUUUCCUCUUUGCUAGUAUCAAAAGCGCUAUUCACUUGUAUGAACUAUACUGAUCUACAGUUUGUUAGCCCGAGCUUAUACGGUGUUAAGAGCGGAAACAACCCACACAAAUGUAAUGAUUUCAAAUAAGAGUAAUACCUCUUUUUUAGGCUAUCGAAGCUGGAAGAGGAACAUAAACAGGCGUUAGAUUCCUCAGCCAAUAAAGCAGCCCAGUUAAGGAGAGAGCUGGACAGUUUACAUGAAGAAACAGAUAAACUCAGGUGAGUAACUCUAGUACCUGUUCUUUACUUGAAGAAACAGAAAACCGGGUUCUUUAUAUGUGGGUGGUGUUAAUACACGUAGGUCUAUGCUCAAUCUGAGUUCUUAUGCUAAAUUUUACAGAGGGCAACAUCAAAUAGAAGUUUCUGCACUGGAUGACAAAACGAAAUGCCUUCAUCUUGAGCUGGAAAAGACUAAAAAAUCAAGUCACGAAACCUCACUGCAAUUAGAAACAAAGGUAUGUAUGUUGUUAAUAUCAAUACUUUCAACUGUUGUGUACUUUUUGAACCUAUCUUGGAUAAGAGUAAUCUCCAAACAUCAUGUAGUUCAUGAAUACGAGACUUUUGCAACCGGGGGUCGUAAUGUUUUUAUAUGCAUGAAAAUGACUGAAUUUUUAUCAGAUUAUGAUAAAACUUCAGCAUUAAAUUACUGGCAUAAGUCAACAAACUGCGAUGCGCUCUAACUUCAGCACGAACGGGAGGUCGAGCCGAAUGAUUGCGUAUUGUGAGGGGUUUUGAAUAAUUUGGUUCACUCCUUGAAUCCUUUGUAAAAUCAAUAACUGGAAAUGAGCCUGAGUAACGUCUCAAAAUUAAGCGAAGGCCCCAGCCGUGGAAUUGUCGUUGUUUCACAGUACUGGUACCUUUAAUACAAAGAAUUUCAAACCUCAAAACUUUCGAGAAAAGAACUUUAUUCUUGUUCGUUAAAGCGGAUUAUUUUCAUCCCCUUAGAACAAAGAAUUGGAAUCCACUGUUCGGGAAUUGACAGCUGAACUUCAAGUUGUGAAAGAAGAGAAACAGAACUUACUGGAGCGUGUUUCGCAAGAGCAAGCAAAUGUUAUUUCUGUGAACGAGAAGCUUAAAGCUGCAGAGAAACUUCGACAAGAAACAGAAGCGAAGAACGAAGGUCUCAGCAAAGAAUUAGCGGUUCUUCGGGAAACGUGCCGUGAAGAAGCCAAUAGUUUAAGAACUGAUAUAAGUGAAAAAGAUAAACUAAUGAAAGACAUUCGCGAAGAGAGUGCUAAACUUCGAGAAAGAGAAGUCGAAAGAGCAAUUAAUCAAGAAAGAGAGAAGGCGAACGCUCGCCUUGAUGGUAUAUUAAACGAGCUUACGAAAUCCAAUCAGGGUAUUUCCACCUUGACAGCUGAUUUAGAAGGGAAAAAAUUAGAUUUAUCGAAGCAGCGAGAAGAUAAUAUUAAAUUGAAAGAUGAUCUAGAUUUGAAAACUAAGGAAAUGAACCUUAUGAGAGAGGAAAAAAUUCGUUUAGCUGCGGAACUUGAAAAAAGACACGACGAAAAUGAUAAUCUGCGUAGAGAAGUUGAAGAAUUGGGUAGAACUUUAGAGGUAAAAUCAAAGGAUCUCUCCGAAGCGGAGAACUGUGUUAGUAAACUUCAAACUCAACUCAAGGAAAGAGAGAGGACCAUAGAGAAUUUUCAAGUGCAAGGAACAAACCUUGCUGAAAUUAUUGAAAGAAACAGUCAAACGGGUGACUCGCUACAACGUGAGAGGGAGCAACUGAUUCGAACGCUGGAGGACAGAAUUAGUGAGGUGGAAGAAAUGAAGAGUCAUCGCGAAAUCUUAGCAAAAAAAUUGAGGUCAAAGGACAAACGUGUCAAGGAACUGGAAGAGGAAAGGAACUCUUUAACAAAUAGUUUGAAUAUUAAGCAAGAGGAGUUAAACGCUCUAAUGGAGGACCGAAGUAACAUCAUGGCGGAGUUGAAAUUGCGGCAACUUGAAGUGACAAAGUUGAAAGAGGAAAACAGUUCAUUGAGUUCACUGAUCGAAGGACAACAUGGAGAGCGCGAGAAGGAGAUCACCAAAUUGUUAUCUCGAUUAAAAGGUGACAAUAGUAGCUUUAACCCUUUAUACCUUGAUUUUAGUACAAGAUUCAUAAUUCUCCAUACUGUUCUCUGUACAUUUACUAGGGUGCCGGCAAGGAGAAUUUGUUUAACAAUCAAGACCUAUAAUUGGUGAUCAUUUCCUUCAUUUGCAUGACCUCAAUGUUUGAUUCAGAGGUGAUAUUCGUUUCUUCGCCUACAUUGUGGAGAAACGCGUGUCUUGCAACACUUAUAAUGAAGGCCUACAGUCAAAUUUCUUGGCCCGAUAUCAGGGUUUUCCCCCCCCCCCUUUCUCCUUCUCCCAUCCCCUCCGCACUCGUCGCUUUUUUUGCUCCCUUUCGCCCCAUGCCCUCGCAUGGCCCAUGCCUCUGCCGCUUGAAUGAAAGGAACGAAAAGAUUUGUGUAAGCUCUGCUCAAGCUUGUCGGUCCGAUAGUCAUUUGACUUAAACUCUUAAAUUUACGAACACAGGGGUAACAAAGUACCAAUUCAGACUUGUAUUUUAACAUAUAACUAAUGUAUGGAAUGAAAGAGAGAGAACUGAGAAAUAUGCUUGAUUGACUGUGAUAUCUACAAGUAUGCUUUCCCUAUGUUUACCUCCCAAGGUUCUGAGCAGGACUUAGCUUUAACGCGAAAGCUUCUGAAAACGAAAGGUGAUAUGAGUGGGAAAGGUGAGUAUUGCUGCAUAGCACAGUUUGAACGCAUUGUACCUUGGGACAACGGAUGACGGUGUUGAGGAAUUUCCGAAGUAAUAGGAAGUUUCUUCGAAAUAACCCGUGAUCCGGUUCGUCUUUUAAGUUGUUAUGUAACUAUUUGAGGACUAAAUGCUGCUUUACAGCUAAAAUCUCCAUGGAAAUUCUCGUCUCUUCUUAAAAUUCCGCGUGGGGUGAUAACCAUAUAGAUUUAAACCCAGUAAAAUUUGUUCAAUUCUUUGUUAAAUUUGGAUCAAUGUCAGUGUCGGGGGACUACGAACCUACCCUUCCCCUGACCCACUUGCUGUCCGUUGUUAGUUGUUAGUGUAGGGGGAAGGUAGGUACCCAGUUGCUCAGACACUGAUCGGGAAAUUUUGGUUCCAACUAACGUGAUAACCGUGAAAUAUAAGUCGGGGUGAGGAGUGCGAAGUGUGUUGUUUGAUAUUGAAGGCGCUGCUUCACGACUUGUUUGCCCUUUUUUGCGAUGUGUAAGGAUUGCCUUGGAAUGAAAAACGUUGAUAAGUAGUACAAUGGGGAAGACGAGGGACAAAGAUGGAAGAAACAAGGCACCGGAAGGCCGAUGGAGAAGAUUAUCAUAGACUACCCCGAGAGCGCUUUUCGAGUAAUCGCAACGGCCGAUCAGAGGAAAGGAAAGUACUCUUUAGAGCCAGUGAGAUCUCAAAGUAAAAGCAGCCAAACUGCCUAAAGCGCGGGAAAACGCGGGUGACUAAGUCGUGAUUGUCUUCGUUUUGCAUCUGAUUGGUUGAAAAAGCGGAGCGAGUUUUCUGCGUGCAUUGUCAUACAACACAAGUUGAAGCAGUUUCUUUAAUUUAAAGUACGCCUACUUCAAAGACUGAGAAGUUUUGCCUUCUGUUUGUUUUAAAAGCUGUACGAGUGGCAAAUGCUAUGCAAGAGGAGGUAACCGCCAAGCGUGGAGAACUUGACGCUAUACAAAACAAGUUAGUUAUCCGCAGUGUGAUUCUAUUUAACAUUCUAUUUUUUCUCUGGUUAGUUCGACUAAAAAAACACAAUCAAAUCUACUGUUUUUCUUCUUGUUUUGUAGAAUUCACUGGUUAACAGAAAGUCUCAAUAACGUCUCCAAGGUAAAUUGCACUUUGCUUGUGUAUCACGAUGUAGAGCCGGGUCCUAACCUUUUACACUAAUAUCAGUAUACAUAUUCUUACUGUCCUCUAUACAUUUCCCAAGCGGCUGACAAGGAGAAUUUGUUUAACAAUCAAGAGAUUUUUUAGUUGAUAAACAUUUCCUACAUUCUUGUGACCUUAAUGUGUGAUGCAGGGAUGAUACUGUGAGGAGAAAUUAUUUGCUAGUCAGUCUUACGGGCCAAAGGUUAACCCCCCGCAUAAAAUUAUGCAGCAUGCUCAAAAAAUAAAAAAAACUAGGGCAACCUGUCUUCGGUUUCUCUGUAAUCCGCAGAGCGAGUUUUCGAAAAUUUGAUCCGGCAAAAUGUUCAUGAUCUAGUCAAAGCUCCCUUAUCUUGCUACCUCUCAGCUACCCAUACAUUCAUCGUUUUGGCCUCUGUCCUUCUUCUGAAUGACUCUACAUUUUCAACAUUGAGAAGAAAAUCAUCAUUCAAAUAGCGUUUCAAUUUGCCUUUCAACCGGUUUAAAUUUACAUUAUGUCCAUACAGAAAGCGCCACUCUUUUAAAUGAUUGCAGUCCGCCUUUUCGAUACAAGUCGAUACGAUACAACUUCAGUUAUUUCGAUACCAACCAGUGAAGGUGUAAUUGGAUAUUUUCAACAGUCUGCCAGUCCAAUAAAAGGAGUUUAAGAUGUUAAGACGGCACUGAAUUUUUCGGAGAUAUACCUUGCUGCGAGAAGAGAUUGGCGAAGGACUUCACUAGUUUGUAUCGAAAUGACGUUCUACGUUUAUUAAAUGACGACUUUAUCAAUGAAUCGAAUCGACUUCAGUUUGUAUUGAAUCAACCUGUAUCGAAACGACCGUAAAUCAAAUGCUUUUGUGGUAUUCGUUUGGUUUUUAGGACGCGCGUUAUUAUGAAAGGAAAAGCAGUGAAUUAUCAGAAACGUCAGAAAAACUGGCAGGUCGCCGAGACCAGUUGGAAUUCGAGCUGCGGAAGGUCCUAGAACAGAAAGAUGAGUAUAAAAAACAAGUCAACCACAUGGAGCAGGCCCUUGAAAAGGUAUUAAUUGUCAACGACUAGUUUUUAAAGGCAUAAUUUAGGCGAUUACAGAUGAUAAUUUAAAUACCACUAUUUAAAUGUUGACAUCAUUGGACAUUAAAAAUAAAAUAGAAUAACGAUGAGGAUCAAGGCAAACUGACAAAGCUAAAUACGAAGGAAGUUCUUGUUUGAGUUUGUGUUUAUUUCAGUGCAAAAUAGGAAUCGUUUAUAGCCUAAUUCGGUGCCCCUCAAAUUGUAGGGAAAAUAACGGUGGGAUUCUAUCCCCUCCAUCCCAGAAAUCGCUCAUCCGCUGAGGAGGCAAUACGUUUUUCAGUAAUCGAGUCUCUUAUUCCUAAUGUACAUCGUCAUACCUCCCUCAUAGGCAGCUCUCGAGCAUGCAGACUCGCAGGGUAUCAUCGAGAAGAUGGAACAAGAGAUGGCAAGACUUAAACUGAAGCACUCACUUGAGAUAAAGGUAUACCAUCAUCGUGCACAACACCAGAGUAUGACAUGUCCGUUUGCACUGUUGGGUAUGUAGAAGUAACUUUACAUUAUCUACAAUUUCGAUGUUGUCUUCUAGGAACUUGAGCGGACAUCCAAGGCACCCAUGACUGUCAGACCAGAAGCUGCAACGCUAGUUGAACUGUUGACAAAACUAAACACUGGUUUUAGGUGAAUAUUUCAAUUAUUUUUUUCUACUGCCUGAUUACUACAUGCCUAUUAGUCCAUUUUCGAGAUGAUUUUUGGAAGUAAGUAAGCUUUCUAAUGACACAAAUACCCCAAAACUCAUGUUAAGGUCAUCCUGCACCGCUAGACACGGUGAACAAUUCUUCUUACACUUCCUACGGUGCAACUUUUCGAAUUCACCAUUCUUUAACCCUUUAUACCCUAACAUCAGUAUGCACAUUCUUCUUACUCUUCUGUACAAAUUUCGUCAGGUACUGACAAGGAGCUUUUGCUUAACAAUAAGGCGCUUUUUUAGUUGUUGACCAGUUAUUCUCGUGACCUUAAGGCGUGAUUCAGGGGAAGUAAGGAGAAAUUAAAAACCAGUCAGUCCACCUGGUUACAGGGUUGAAGUCAAUAAUUGAUAGCAACAUGAACAGAGACUACCAUCCACAGAUGUAUGUUCGUCAUCAAUGAUCGAUCGAAAAAUAAGCUUUAAGUCAAAGUUCAUUUAUUGCUAUUGAUUAUUGCUGCUAGUCGUUAGUAGUUUUAGCGUAAGGAAAAGUCUCCUUACCGAAAAUGAAAGCUAAAGUUCUUUACACAUAAAACUGAGUUUUUCCAAUGGGUGCAAAUAUAUUUGGAAAAGGAGUUGGUAAUGAAACAAUCAUAAUCGGUCGGCAGGUAAGUUAGUAGGACUGUCGAUUGGUCGAUACUGAUCAACAUCAACAAGGUUAAGUUUAUUUGUUUAUCACUUUUAUAUCCUUCGUUUAAUUUCCUUCGGUUAACAAUCCUUGAAAACUUAGAAUUGUAAUAAUGAAAACAAAAACCUGGACGUAUUUAAAUCUACUUAACCAAAAACAAGUUUUGUGACCUAUCCUCGCGAUUUUUUUUCCCUUUGCCCACCAACACCACCCACCCAGCCAGCCAGAGCUUAUCCCGGUUUCUAUUACAUGAGGCGACCAGGCCCAUUACUGCUCCUCCGUGGAUACCUGUCCAUCGUAAGGUUACCCCUCAGCGUGUCAUAAGGCUUCUCUGACAAUUCGCUAGCACCUGUCUAUAAUCCUCAGCCCUCCAAGCUGCGACCAUCUUGGUCGCUAUGCAAGUGAAAAAUAUAGUCGCCAUUUGGCGACAAACAGGUUAAAGCAAAAAUGACCAAAAUGUUUAUUUUGGCAACCAUUUUACGGUUGAAGGUCGCCAAAAGGCCACUUUUUGAAAAAUUAAUCUUGAAGCGCUGCUCCUUGGUGGAGAGAAAAUUCUACUCCUCAAUUUAUUUUGUUAAUUUCUAUUUGCCUACUGAAGGUGGCCCCCGCUAACCACUCCAGCAAAUUACACCAAUGUUCUCUUAACUCAGAAGACUGGUAUUCCUCAGCAUUUCCCAACACCUCUACCGCUUUCCCAGGGCUCUCAGUCUGAAGUGGCAGAAUCGGAGAAUGGACAGCUGAUGCAAAGUGGGCCCUCUCGAGAGGUUAAGCGAAAGUUCUUUACUUUGUACUUUGUUUGUUGUGAGACUUGUGACGUAAGAUUAAAAUAUGAUAGUUUCUUGAGCCAUUCGAAUUCAUAUUUGCAUCCGUAGACAAGUGAAGCCUCGUCGAAGAAAAACGAUGAAGUUACAGAUGACCUGAAAACGUUACUACAUGAAGUGCGGAGCUUGAUCUCAAGUUUCCAAGCGCACGUCACCCAAACUGCGACUCCAGCCAAGACUCCGAAUGCUCCGUCUGCGUCACAGGGUUCUCUUGCUGAGCGAGCGCUGUUGUACGACUGCCCCGUGCGUCCUGACGAACCAUAUGUGGGAAAAAGUGAGCAGCAGCGUGCUGUCGGCGAGACAACCUCUGACAAGAAAAAUUCUGGUCCUUCAAGUGAGGAUGAAAAGCAAGGCCAAACAAGAAACGGUGACAGGAAAGAUCGUGGCGCAACCCAGAAGGGGCAUCUUCGUUCUAAGCCCUUUAUUUCCCGAAGGCACAGGCAGGAAAUCAACAGAGAAGAAGGUUCAUCUGCAUCAACAGAUCUGAAUUCGAAAGUCAGCGGCAGAUGCGAUUUCGACGAGGUCAGCGACGAUGUCAACGACUUUGCAAUUCCGCUACACAGUUCGUCUCCAAAGAGGGUUGAUAUUGCAUCCAGUGAUGCAGUCAGCGAACGUUCACAAGCAUUUGACAGGCCCCUUUCAUUGUCGUCGUCGUCGAUUCACAGUGACCACUCAGAUGUCACCUCUCUUUUAAUGGACCGAUCAACUUCCACUGUGGACACUGUUAUCUCACGUGACAUCCUGAACGCGGCUCGUUCUUGGAAGCCAAAGUCGAGCGCAUUGUCAGUUACAAGUAAUCAGUCAACUUCAAAUGAAAUGUCUGGUUUGGCGCCGUUACCAAACGGCAAGUCGCGCUAUUUGCCUUUAAGCGAAAACGAAGGAAGACGAAAUCUUGAUUCAGAGUCUGCCCGACGUAAGUAUGAGCCCCAAAAACGAGGAGAUUUCAUUUCAAGGAAAGAGAGUGACAGAAUCUUAACAGCAGGUGAUAUGCUUGUUGGUAUAUUUAGUCUUAAUAUGUGGCGAUCUAUAAAAGCCUACUUAGACCCGUUUAUACUGAAUCUUUACUUGUCUAUGUUUGCGCGUCGAAGUGAUGCUACCUUGCUUUUCAUGAAAGAGCAGACAAUGGCUGGAACAAAUCGAUGUAAAAUUACAUGGUUUACCUACCACAUGGCACACAUUAGCAUGCUUGUAAUUCGAGAGUAAGUUCUAGUUUGAAUGACCUAUUUUUGUCGCUUACUAAAUUGCUACUCCACCUCGUCCUGGUUUGCGAAAAUCUGACAGCACCAAACCUCAACAGUCCUCUUUUCGCACUAUUUUCUCCAUUUUUGUUUGUUUGAUUUUGCUUCCAUUUCUUUCUUUCUUUCUUUGUUUUCUUUGUUCUCUACAUUAUUUUCAACGAACUUUGCAGCUGAAGAACCUGCGAGGAAAAAGUCAUCAGAUGGUGAACCUGUGUACAGUCGUGCCGAGAUGAUCUUGAGAUCGCUUGCACAAACUGGGGAGCAACUUACCAAGAAAAACAGAGGUCGGUUGUAAUAUAAAUGACUUCAUAAAACACUCAUCAUUCGAAAAUAUGUUGGGUUAAAAUUUUCCGAACGUUAAUUCUUCUUAACUUUCCUGGAGGAAACAUAACAAGAGUGAACCGUAUCAUUCAUUAUGACCCAUUGUUCGUAAAACGUGAAAGUGAUGGAAACAACAAACAGAGAAAAAUCUCUGUUAGUUAUCAGUAUGGUAGCUUUAACUUUGUAAUUCGUAAUCGGCUCAUUUCAGCCGUCGGGAUGCAGGACAGAAACUUUUCCACCAAUUUUCCGACGUCGCGCCCAUUACCGUUUGUUUGAUUGUUGGUCUUUACUUUUUCUCUGUGAAGUUUAUUAACGUUGAGCACCUUCAUGUGACGUGUGAAUGUGCUUGGAUGUUUGUCCAUGGAGAGAGUAGGUCGUCAUUAUUAGCGCUGCGGCACGAUUGCUUCCUCGUUUGCUGGAAAUUAUGAGGCCUUGAGCUCCGCAAACCAUUGCCCUUUACAGAACGUUUACAAACACCGCACUGUCGCAAGAGUAUGUUGACUUUUUAAAGUGACUAAUAGGAACAAACCAACAUGCUUCUCCUUUAACAGUAGCGAAAAGUGUCCUUGGCUUUGAGCAACUUUUACAGAAAGACUUCAUAUCAAACGCAAUUUCUUUAAAAUCGGGGAAUGUCAGCGCAUAUUCCUCUGCUUCAGCAAGGGGCCUGUUUGGUCUCAUUGUAGUUUUGAACCAAUGGCGUGCCUGAGAAAAUACUUUAAUGAUGUGUCAAAUUUUACUACUUUGAUAGAUUAAUCUUCCUUUUGCGUUCUUAGAGAUCGAACACUUGUUGAAGGAACAAGACAGACGAAUAAAAAAGUGCCGGAAAAACGAGGACCACAUGCAUGCGCUUCUGUCUUGAGUACAGUACCAUGAUCAUGAAAACUCGGUUAUCUAUCUCUAUAGUUACGGUUGUAUGCAUUGUGGUUAAGACUAAGAUGAUAUGCAAUUUCCGUGUGAAAAGAAAUGUAUACUUUGCGUAUCUUUUUAAGAGAAAAAGUAAGUACCUCAUAAUAAGAACAUUGGCGGCCUCCCCUUGUAGUUCAUUCCCUUUUCUCUCUCUUUUUUUUCUUUCCUUCCAAAUUAUUUGUUCUUCACCAUUUUCGCUGCAACCCAUUGCAGACAUCCUUUUGCUAUUAAAUAUCUUCUUUUGCCGUUCAGCAAAACUUCGUUAAUGGAAAAUAGGUAAAGAGCUUGCCUAAAUCAAUUUUCUAGACUUGUCAGGAACUUUUUCUUUUCACCGUGCUAAAUAUUUUUUUUUUUAUAACAAUCAAUAUGCUAUAUCGAAGUUAGCUGUGUAAUCUAUGUACUCGCACACUAACCGGACAAAACCACGAACUGCAGCCGAAUUGCCGGUGAUAACCAUGUAUUUUAGAAGAAACGAAUCUCUGAGGAAUGUGUGAUAUAAACGACAGAUAUUAGAUAGGAAGUGACUGAUUAUUAUCUUGAGAAGCGUUCAGCAACCUUACCAUAUGUAAUUUACCGCUGUUUCUAACUUAUGUAAUUUAAUAUUGAAAUAUAAACACGCGUGGGAUUCUUGAUUUAUUACUUUGGACCAUUUCAAGCGACCACUUACUUCUAUGGAGUGCGCUAUACCCGUCCACUGUUAUUCGUUCACGGCACAAGGCGUAAGGUCCAUGUUGAAAAGUAAAUAUGAAACGAUAAAUUCCAAUUGAAAGUGUCUCGCCUCCUGUUUUCAGUGGGUGCCUUUCACUCUCCCUCUAUUCAAAAUUUGAUCAGUGG